CUUCCUCCAGACUUCCCAUCUCUUACAUCCCUUGAAGGAAGUGAUCAUCAAUUUAUUCCACAGGCAAAAACCAAAUGUUAAAAUUCCUUCUACUCUUGCGACUUGCAUUAUCCAUAAAAGGAGACCAAGGGAAGAAACGUUUUGCUUAGAAUCAAUGCAAUGAAGUUGUAUACGUUUAAAUCAAGCUUCGUUCCAGUUGUGCGCUCAAAUCGCCGGGCAAGCAGUGGCAAGAACCCCAGCCCCGCUUGCACGAGCUCUGCACGCUCAACACCUAAGCGCUUUCCGGCGAUCUGGGUCGCCAGCACCACAGCUGCCGGGAGUAGUCGUAGGCGGAUGGUGACGCUAGCGGGGUCUCACUUAGAAGGCAACGAUGACGAUGAUGAGCCCGCCCUAUCCAACCGCCCAACCGCUUCCCGCCUCAUCUCAACCGCCCAACCGCCUCCACCUGCACCACCAGCCUCAACCGAGCAUCCUCUUCCUCCACACCUCUCCUCGCCCACCUUCACCUCGCCAACCUCUCCAACUGCCACUGACACCGUUGUACCAACCGCCUCAACACCCCUCCACAAUCUCACUGCGAGGACCAUCUCCUUUGCCACCUCACCCCAAGCGUCCCAACUACCAACAUACGAGCCACCUACAACAACAGCACCAGCAGCAGCACAAACAAUAGCACCAGCAGCAGCCCCGGUAACGUUAUCAACCACCACCACCAGUGCCACCACUGCUGCAGCCAUGGGGGCCUCUGCUGGCACUGCAGCCCUGCUGGGCCAUUCAGUCAGCGGCGGCACCGCCCCUUCCACGUCAGCCGCGGGUGCGCAUGCUGCUGCUGCCGCUGCUACUGCAGGGCCCUAUACGGCGCCUGCGACGGCCCCCUACUCCCGCCCCGCCUACUCCUCCUUUGGUGGCGCCAGUGCAGCUAGCUACGGAGGCGGCGGAGGAGGAGGAGGCGGAGGCGGAGGGGGCUCCCCCGGCAGUCCCCGCUCCCUCCGCCCUUGGAGCCCUGCCCUAGUGGUGUUCAGCGGGGGCACGGCUUUCAAUAGCGUGGCAGGCCACCUGCGGCGCCUCACCACCCGCGUCUCCCACGUGCUGCCUGUGUCCGACGACGGCGGCUCCACGGCGGAGAUCGUACGGGUGCUGGGCGGACCCGCGGUGGGCGACAUCCGCUCGCGCUGCCUGAGGCUGGCGGAUGACAGCGAUGAAGAGGCUCGCGCCGUACGGCGGCUGCUAGCGCACCGCCUGCCCGCGUACGACGCGGGCGCCGCCAAGCAGGAGUGGUACGCCAUCGUGGAGGGGGAUCACGCGCUGUGGCGGGGGGUCUCGGAGCCGUACAAACACACCAUCCGGGCCUUCCUGGUCAACUUCCACACGGCGAUCCUGGCACACAACAGCGGCGCGCGGUUCAGCUUCAGGAACGGCAGCGUGGGUAACUUCUUCUUCGCCGGCGCCCGAGUGUUCUUCCACUCCCUGGAGGCCGCCAUCUUCCUGUUCAGCCGCGUGGCCAGGCUGCCGGAGGGGUCGCAGGUGCUGCCGGCCAUUGCGACGGAUGAACGCAUCACGCUGGGUGCUGAGCUGGAGGACGGCAGUGUGAUUCGGGGGCAGAACCAGAUCAGCCACCCCAGCCCGCCAGACGAGGGAGACGGCAGCGGUCCCGCCCAGGUUGACAAGGGCUGCGAGGAGCCGCUGCCCGCACCCAUCCGCCGCGUCUUCUACCUCGCCUCGGACGAGCACAAACGCUCACCUGCGGGGGCCGUGGGCGGCUGGGGGACCACUGCGGGAGGUGGCGGCGGCGGAGGCGGCGGCAGCAGCAGCAGCGGAGGCGCGGCGGCGGAUGGCGGCUGCGGCGUGGUUAACAGCAUGGUGGGGUGUGCGGAGCAGGAGGUGUUUCCGGCGGCUAACCCUCGGGCGCUGCAGGACGUGGGACGCUGUGAUGCCAUCAUUUACGGCAUGGGCAGUCUGUACACCUCCAUCUGCCCCACGCUGUGCCUGGAGGGAAUGGGAGAGGCGGUGGCGGCGAGGAACGUACCCAAGGUGCUGCUGCUGAACGGCAGUCACGACCGGGAGACCUCCUGCUGCGGUGCACGCGAGGGGCCCAUGGAGGCGGCGGACAUGGUGCAGGCGGUGUGUGACGCGCUCAACCGCCGGCGCACUCGCCGACCCGGGGGUCGUUUGCGACACCCCUACUCCGCCUACAUCACCGGACUGCUCGUACCGCGAGGCGGCGCCGUACGAGUGGAUCCAGCCGCACUCGCUUUGAUGGGUGUACGACACAUCUUGGAAGUGGAUUCGUACAUGGACGACAAGGGCCGCGCCAACUUUGAUCCCGCGGCCCUAGUGGCCGCGGUGGGUCAGAUCUUGAGGCUACAUUGGGAACCUCCGCCGCCGCCACCGUCGCCACCAACCCUGUCUCCGACGCUGUCUCCACCUUCUUCCCCAGUGAUGGGAUCCGGAUCCUGGAUCCGUACGACAGGCUCAGCGGCGUUGCAGAUGACUCCCGGGGGGGCUGAUGACAGCCAAGAUGCCGGGGAGCAGCAACCAGCCGUAUCCUCUGCUGCUGGAGGUGCUGCUGCGGGGCCUGCGGCGGCUCAGAUACGUAUAGGGACAGAGCCUGAUUGGGAGCAGCAAGGGGCUGACGCAGCUGCAGCGGCCGUACAAGUGGUUGUGGCGGUUGAGUCGCUGGGUACGGCAGUUAGCAACCACCACCAACCACCAACCGCUGUACUUCCGUAAUAAGGUGGUAUCGUUCACAUUGCUGGACUGAGUUUACUGGUGAGGUGUGCGUUGCUGGCGAAGUGAGGAAUGUAUUGCUCGGUCUUGUCUUGUCUCGGUUCGUUUGCUGGUUUGCGGUUUUUGGGAGGCGAGGCUGCUUUGUGAGUUAGGCGGCGAUGCCAGGCAGAGAUGCACACUGCGCGUUGUUCGCCUGCUGCCUGGGGAAGCGCUUCGGGCAACCCCUUCGUACCGUACCGUACCAUGGGGUGUGUGUUCUCCACACUGCAAGGUGUUGCUGCCCCCUGCUAUACGCAUAGGGUUUACCCUAAAAAACACGGCGGC
This is a messenger RNA of Astrephomene gubernaculifera, 3051 nucleotides long. Lineage: Eukaryota; Viridiplantae; Chlorophyta; Chlorophyceae; Chlamydomonadales; Astrephomenaceae. The record is from the annotation of a GenBank genome assembly.